This is a messenger RNA of Chiloscyllium plagiosum (whitespotted bambooshark), 1047 nucleotides long. RefSeq names its product histone H1.0-like. Gene Ontology annotation, cellular component: nucleus; nucleosome. NCBI's taxonomy places the organism in Eukaryota, Metazoa, Chordata, Chondrichthyes, Orectolobiformes, Hemiscylliidae. The record is from RefSeq and is a predicted model, not a curated record. Gene Ontology annotation, molecular function: structural constituent of chromatin; nucleosomal DNA binding; double-stranded DNA binding. Gene Ontology annotation, biological process: negative regulation of DNA recombination; chromosome condensation; nucleosome assembly.
GCUGCAGAUCCAGAAGGGACUGGAGAGCAUCCAGUGUGUGCUAGCCAGGGAUCCACAAAUACAGGCCUGUACCCAACCCCUCCCUGCCCCCACCCAUUUCUCUGUCUCCCUGGAGAAAGAAGGCACCAAGACCAUGACUGAGAGCUCAGCCACCACAGCUGCCAAGCCCAAGCGCAGCAAGUCACCUAAGAAGCCUGCCAACCACCCCAAGUACUCCGAGAUGAUCAUCUCUGUCAUCACGGGGUCCAGCAGCCGCACCGGACUGUCCAGGCAAGCCAUCCAGAAGCAGGUCAAGAGCCAGUACAAGCUGGCAGAGAAUGCCGACAGCCAGAUCAAGCUGUGGCUUGUCAAACUGGUGACCAACGGUGUGCUGGAGAAGACCAAGGGGGUUGGGGCCUCAGGCUCCUUCAAACUGUCAAAGGGCGAGGAGCCGAGAAAGUCGGUGGCAGCUGUGAAGAAGGCCAAGAGGCCAGUCAAGAAGAGCGCUUCGCCUAAGAAGGUGGUCAAGCCCAAGAAAGUGGCCAAGCCCUUGGCCAAAUCCAAGAAGGUCAAGGUAAAGAAGCCAGUGAAGAAGCAAGUGAAGAAACCAGUGCAGUCCAAAGGCUUAAAGAAAGCAAAAUCGGCAAAGGCAAAACCUGUGAAAGCGAAACUGGUGAAGAGGAAGAUGAAGCAGGCGAAAACUAACAAACAGACAGCAAAAAGCAAUGCAAAGAAAUCAGCAUCCAAAAAGAAGUGACAGAUUCCAUUAAACUGUAGUCACACAGACUUUUAGCCAUUUCUGUAAAUAGUUGUUUUAAUUUUUUUUCUAUGAAACUUUGGUUGACCUUACUGCUAGGAGUUAGCGAAAAAAAUAGAGCUUUUCUCAUCAUGAAUGUGGUAAUACUAACAUGGCUGAAAUUUGCUGUACUUUGUAGUAAUUUUCAAGCUGAUUUCAUGUUUUUUAUGUACAAACAUCUGUCAGUUGAGUUGAACCCAUGCAUAUGAAAAGAAUUUUCUUAUGAAUCCAAUUGCCGUCCUUGAGUUUCAAAUAAAAAAAAUUAACUUGGA